AAAUGAAGUCAUUUUAUAAAACGUACUACGAAUCAACUUUUAAAAUGUUGAAAUAUUUAGGGAUUUGGUCACAAAACUUUGAAAAAAAAAACAAAAAUAGUUAUCUUACAUAUUGUGUUGCUACAAAUUUCUUUUUUCUUUUUAUGGCUAAUUUCAUACGAUUUAUUUCUAUAUUGAAUCAAACAGAUUUUAAGCAUAUUAUUUCGCGUGCUUAUGCAUUUCCGUUAUCUUGUCUGCCGGUCAUGAAGUCUUUUUUCUUCUUCAAAAAUCGCUCCGAUCUUCAAAAAAUUCAACAACAUUUCAAUAAUUUCCAACCAGAGGACGAUGAUACCAAUUUCAUCAUAAAAACUAUGAAAAUUUAUCGCGUUUUAAAAAAAUCUGCAGAGUGUUUAGCAGUUAUGAUCAUUACAAUCGAUACAACAACAAUGUUUUUUGGCUAUUAUGAUGUUGUGCCAUUGUGGUGUCCUGUUAACUCAUCAUCUCCUUUUAAAGAAAUUGUUUACGUUUAUAAUAUUAUAGCUUUGACAUAUAUAACUACAACUUACAUUUAUAUUCAACUUGUCUGCUCGGCAGUAUUUAUGUUUAUAGGGAUGCAAUGUGAUUUAUAUUGUAAAUGUCUGUCUAGAGUGGAACGUUUAGAUGGAGUUUUACUGAAAAAUUUGGUACAACGUUACGAAAAUAUAAUAAGGAUUUUCGUUUUGUCUGAAAGAGUUUUUAGCGAAAUAUUUUUGGUUGAAAUUAUCUUCGUAACUUUGGGAUUGUGUCUUAGACUUUUCGUAAUUUCUAUGACAGAGAAUUUCUUGGAACUCCCUAUUCAUAUAUCAUCAUUAAUUCUCGCAUGUCUUUUGAUAUUACUCCCUUGCUGGUUUUCAACUACUGUUAAAACAAAGAGCGACAGAAUUUCUACAGCUGUUUAUUCAUUACCUUGGUACAAUUGUCAAUCUUUAAGAGUAAAAAAGGAUCUGGUUCAAUUUAUUCGUAUAACUGAAAGGCCAAUUGAAUUUACUGGGAUGGGACUUGUCACUCUUUCUACUGAUACGUUCAUUAAUAUGAUGCGCACCACUUUUUCAUUCUACACGUUUUUGGAUUUUCUAAAUCAACGAGAAUAAACCUAGGAAAACGUUCACAUACUUAAUUAAAAAUAUUGCACAUUUAAUCUAAUCGCACAAUCACUGAAUUACAAAUAAACAAUCAAAUUAAAAAUAUGUCUUUAAAUAAUAUAUUUCAUUCACAAGAAUAUACAAAUUAACAUUAUUCAAUAAAAUAUUUUAUUUGCAGUUCCUUGGUUGAUUUUUUAUUGUUCACUCGCAUGAAUAGAUAGUUAUGAGUAUAAUCGAAUAAUAGAUAGAGAGAGAGAGAGAGAGAGAGAGAGAAAUGCUUUAUUACCAAAAAAUUGUUGCAAUUUGUAGACAAAAUCUUGUAAAAACUAAGAAACAAACAAAAAAAUAACUAAAUAAAGAUACAAAUAAAAUAAAAUUACAAUAUACAGAAGAAAACACCAAUGGGUAACAAAAUUAUAGGUACAAGUAUAAGUACACUAAUAUUCAGAUAAUUUUUUUUGUUAAUUUGAAAAAAAUUAGGUAAAGAUGUUACACAAUGGAACAAAACACCUCCUAAAAUUUCAAA
Molecule: messenger RNA, 1626 nt
Organism: Diorhabda sublineata
Lineage: Eukaryota; Metazoa; Arthropoda; Insecta; Coleoptera; Chrysomelidae
Gene: Or33c
Product: odorant receptor 33c
Exons: 6
Coding region: 3-1109 (368 amino acids)
Biological process (GO): detection of chemical stimulus involved in sensory perception of smell; sensory perception of smell
Cellular component (GO): plasma membrane
Molecular function (GO): odorant binding; olfactory receptor activity
Source: RefSeq, a predicted model, not a curated record